This is a messenger RNA of Pseudopodoces humilis (Tibetan ground-tit), 1317 nucleotides long. RefSeq names its product selenoprotein S (gene SELENOS). Gene Ontology annotation, cellular component: endoplasmic reticulum membrane; Derlin-1 retrotranslocation complex; Derlin-1-VIMP complex. Gene Ontology annotation, biological process: retrograde protein transport, ER to cytosol; endoplasmic reticulum unfolded protein response. NCBI's taxonomy places the organism in Eukaryota, Metazoa, Chordata, Aves, Passeriformes, Paridae. The record is from RefSeq and is a predicted model, not a curated record.
UCGGCGGCGGGUGAUGGAGCCCGGGGGUGACGGUCCCGCGGCAGGGCCCGGGCCGGCGCUGGGCCGGGGCGGCCUGGAGGCCCUGCAGCACACGGCGGGCUCGGUGCUGUCCAGCUAUGGCUGGUACAUGCUCCUGGCCGUCGUCGCCGUGUAUCUUCUCGUGCAGAAGGUGUCCCGCAGCCUGGCGUCGCGGCCGAGCGGCCGGCCCGGAGCAGCUGAGGCGGCCGAGGAACCUGAUGCAGUGGUGAGAAGGCAGGAAGCUUUGGCAGCAGCUCGCCUCAGGAUGCAAGAGGAAUUGAAUGCACAAGCAGAAAGAUACAAGGAAAAGCAAAGACAGCUGGAGGAGGAGAGGCGAAGGCAGAAGAUCGCGAUGUGGGAGAGUAUGCAAGAAGGAAAAAGCUACAAAGGAAACCUGAAACUGAAUCAGCAAGAAGUAGAAUCUGGUGCCUCUGCCUCAGCAGUCCCAAAAUCUAAACCAAACAAAAAGCCUUUGAGAGGAGGUGGCUAUAACCCACUGUCUGGAGAAGGAGGAGGGACGUGCUCCUGGAGACCCGGCCGGCGGGGCCCGUCAGCAGGUGGAUGAGGCUAACGUCCCUAGUGUCCUCUGGCACUAUCAGGCUUGAUCUUACCCCCUGUCUAGCUGCCUGCAGCUGGCCUGUCACAAGGACUCCUUUGGGACUGGUUCAGUGCACUUGUUAACUUAAAACAGAUAUUGUUUGUUUGAUUUACACCCUUUCCAAAUUGUAAGACAUUGGCUGAUGCUACACCAGAAAAAUACCUGAUCCUCUUAGAGAGGGCAAAGAGAAAAUUUCAGUAUAAUCAGUUAAUUUUCACUCUUCUGUAGAGAGGGAGUCUAGUCUCCAGCCAGGAUGAAUCACCUGUGAUUGUGAGAUCUGGGCUCUCUGACAAAUUUAGUUAUCUAUGCUCACUUUACCUCUGUGAGAUGAGGAUAUUUACCAUCCUCAGAUGUGUUACCAGAUUUACCUUCCAACUAAACACAGUCAUUUAGAGAGUAAGGAUAUUAUCAUUGGCAGACACCUUGAAUUUAGGGAGGGGGACUUUCAGAAAAAGCACAGGUGAUCUGACAAAUGUCACGGAUUUGCACCAAAGGCCAGUUAUGGCAGAAGAGUCUCUGUGACAAGCCAGCUUGAAUGAUGUUUUCCUUAUAAAUGGUAAACAAACCAGUGAGGAUUACUGAUGAUAGACAGCAGACAGGGGGGUUCUUGCUAUUCCUUUUUUUUUUCUUUUUUUUUUAUUGCAACUGCUUUGUAAAAACAAGACACUAUUAAUAUUAAAUAUAAUUGCAAACAUCGUAAA